AUGAGCGCCACGCGGCGCACGCGCCCGACCACGGCGCAGUGCUUCGCGGCGACACUGUUCGCGCUGCUCGUCGUCGCCGCCAUCGUCGUCAUCAUCUGGCUGGCGCUCCGGCCCGGGAAGCUCCACCUCUCCGUCGACCACGCCACGGUGCGCGGCUUCAACUUCACGGCGGGGGACAGCGGCCUCGCCGGCACCUUCCUCCUCGCCCUCCGCGCCUACAACCCCAACAAGCGCUCCGUCGUCUACCGAUCCCUCGACGUCGGGGUAUGGUUCGGCGACACGUACCUCGGCGGCGCCGAGGUGCCGGGGUUCCGCCAGCCGCCGCGCAACGAGACGAGGAUCGACGUCGCCGCGCCGGCCGUGCGGGACGCGCUGCCGCGGGAGGUGGAGCGGGCGAUCAAGCGGGACCGGUCCGGCGGGAAGCUGCCGCUCGACGUGCACGUCCGGAGCAAGGUGUCGUUCAGGUACGGCAUCGUCAGGACGCGGCGCUACAAGAUGCGCGCGAGCUGCCCGCUCGUGCCCGUCGACUUCGCCUCCCCGACCUCCUUCGAUCGGGUCUACUGCCACGUGCAUUUCUGAGUGCAUGCUGCUCCUCAUGCAUAUUGCA
This is a messenger RNA of Lolium rigidum, 607 nucleotides long. RefSeq lists its product as uncharacterized. Gene Ontology annotation, cellular component: plasma membrane. The record is from RefSeq and is a predicted model, not a curated record. The transcript has a single exon. The coding region runs from base 1 to 579 and encodes 192 amino acids. Lineage: Eukaryota; Viridiplantae; Streptophyta; Magnoliopsida; Poales; Poaceae.